Populus nigra (black poplar) is the source of this 915-nucleotide messenger RNA. RefSeq names its product large ribosomal subunit protein bL21c-like. NCBI's taxonomy places the organism in Eukaryota, Viridiplantae, Streptophyta, Magnoliopsida, Malpighiales, Salicaceae. The record is from RefSeq and is a predicted model, not a curated record. The coding region runs from base 84 to 767 and encodes 227 amino acids. Gene Ontology annotation, molecular function: structural constituent of ribosome; RNA binding. Gene Ontology annotation, biological process: translation. The transcript is spliced from 5 exons. Gene Ontology annotation, cellular component: ribosome.
GUCGGUUCAAGCGCCCAGCUUCAAAGCUAAAUAAGAAACAGCACAAAAGGGGAGAGCUUUUCGCUGCUCUCAUUUCCAAAACAAUGGCUACUUCUUCUUCCACAACACUUGUAGCUCUCUGUUCUUCUUUAACCACUCAAUGCAAAAUCUCCAAUGCCCAAAACCCACCUCUCUCUAAAUCUCUUUGCCUCUCCAAACCCAAUUCCGGGUCUUUAUCAAAGACCACUCAAAAUUUAUCCUCCUCUUCUCUUAUUUUCUCUAAAAGACCCACAUUUUUUGCCAAUCCCCCCAAGUUUUCUGAAUCUGAAGCUCUUGUUGUUGAAGCAGAGCCUGAAGUACCUGUGUCAGAGGCUAACCCUGAGCCUGCUGCCACGCAGGUGGUUGAGGUUGCUAAGGAAGAGCCACCCAAGCGUGAGGAGAUUUUUGCUGUUGUUAUGGUAGGAUCUCGCCAGUACAUUGUUAUCCCGGGGCGAUGGCUCUAUGUGCAGAGGCUAAAAGGUGCUAAUGUCAAUGAUAAGGUAAAUCUGAAUAAGGUGUUACUUGUGGGAACAAGAACAAGUGCCUAUAUUGGAAAACCAGUGGUGACUAAUGCUACUGUUCAUGCUGUAGUUGAAGAGCAGGGAUUAGAUGCUAAAAAGAUUGUCUUCAAAUACAAGAAGAAGAAAAACUACAGGAGAAAUAUUGGUCACCGACAGCCAAAUACUCGGAUAAGGAUAACAGGUAUCACUGGCUAUCAAGACUACCCUGUAUCUACUCUUGAUUCAUAGGAUUUUCUGGAGAGGUUUGGUUGAAUGCUCUCGAUGCACUGUGAAGUUUCUUUUUUACUUUUGAUGUUGUUGUAAUUCCCCUUACAGGGCAACGUUUAGAUUGAAUAGUGACUUCUGAUGUUGAAUAAUGAAAAUUAAUUUUGCACAA